AUGUCGGUUGCGAUCUCCUCUUUAGCGUCUUUUUCGUCGCUGGAUAAUCCGCGGUCGCUCGAGUCGUCGGUGUUACAUCCAGCAUCGCAGCAAAGCGAUGUGCACCCAUUGACACUCGAGCGGGACGAGAAGAAUCUGGGCAAGCCGGAUCUUAGCCUCGUAAGGACGCAAUCGAACCAGGUCAACGAGCCUAACGUCGCGGAUUACGUGCCCUACUCACGGUUUGGCACAAAAUCCAAGAUGGGACUCGUGAUGCAAUGUGCCUUCACUGGGUUCUUCUCUACGAUCGCAGCGUCGAUCUACUUCCCAGUGCUGGGCGUCGUCCAGAGGAAAUUCCACAUCUCAGAGGAACAGGUCAACAUGACAGUGGUCGUGUACUACAUCUUCCAAGCCUUGUCACCCACGCUUAUGGGCGGGCUUGCAGAUUCCCUCGGGAGACGGCCCGUCGUCCUGUCCUCAGUUAUCAUAUACUUCUGCGCGUGCGUUGGGCUCGCACGGUGCAACACAUACGCACAGAUAAUCGCACUGCGUUGUGUACAGGCAGCUGGAAUCUCCCCCGUGAUUGCGAUCAAUUCCGGGAUGAUGGGGGAUGUCACGACCAAGGCCGAACGUGGUGGGUACGUCGGGUACGUGUCUGGGUUUCAAGUAGUGGGUACCGCGACAGGGGCCGUGUUCGGUGCCCUGCUGUCAUCCCGUUGGGGUUGGAGAUCCAUUUUUUGGUUCCUAGCCAUUGGGUCUGGUGCAUGCAGUAUAGUGUCUUUGUUGUUGCUUCCCGAAACGAAACGGACUAUUGUUGGGAAUGGGUCUGUAACACCGAAGAGCAUCUACAAUUACUCGCCGAUACUGAGAUUACCGCCAGUUAGGAAACAACUUCACUUGGAUGACCCAGACUACCAGACUUUAGAACCCCAUGUGAAGGUAAGUCUACUGGCACCGCUCGGCGUGUUGAAGAUCCCGGAGAUUGCACUUCUGCUCUUUGUCUCCGGUGUACAGUUCGCCACUUGGACGACCCACCAGACCGCGCUGACCAAUGCCUUGGGGAACAAAUACCACAUGAAGGUCAUCGACAUCGGUGUCUGCUUCCUACCAUCCGGUAUUUGUACGAUGGCAAGCGUCAUUCUCUCAGGCCGUUACUUGAACUGGACUUACAGAAGGAGAAUGGCAAACCACAAAGCUUGGUUGAAGACACAGGAGGAACAACUACUCGUGGAACACCAAGAUCUAUCAAAAGUACGCGAGAUAAUGUUGAACGAUUCAUAUUACGUCUUCAACAUAUACAGGGCACGUCUGGAACCGGCACUGAUCACUUUGCUUCUCAGUUCCGCCGGGUUCAUAAGUUUCGGAUGGUGUAUCUCCGUUAAGGCCCCUCUACCGGCCGUUUUGGUCAUGAGCGGGUUCUCAUCGCUGUUUUCCAACUCUAUCUUGACGAUGUCGAUGACGCUUAUUGUCGACUUGUUCCCAGCAAGAGCCUCCACGGCAACAGGCUGUUUGAACUUGGUCCGGUGCGCGCUAUCGGCGAUAUUCAUUGCGUGUCUGAGCAGGAUGGCUCGCAAGAUGAAAUUCGGAGGGCUGUUCACGUUUCUGGGCUGUCUAACUGCGUGCAGCUCGUGCUUGCUACUGAUCUUGGUCAAAAAUGGGAAGAGACUCACUUUUGAGCGCAGAAGAAGCGAUGAGAAGCAUGCCGCGAAGCAAGCCGCUGCAAAGAACGAUUCGAAAGUGUGA
Huiozyma naganishii CBS 8797 is the source of this 1722-nucleotide messenger RNA. RefSeq names its product MFS transporter. Gene Ontology annotation, cellular component: membrane. The record is from RefSeq and is a predicted model, not a curated record. The coding region runs from base 1 to 1722 and encodes 573 amino acids. NCBI's taxonomy places the organism in Eukaryota, Fungi, Ascomycota, Saccharomycetes, Saccharomycetales, Saccharomycetaceae. Gene Ontology annotation, molecular function: transmembrane transporter activity. The transcript has a single exon. Gene Ontology annotation, biological process: transmembrane transport.